ACUAGUUGUGUACGAUGACGAAGAGGCUUUCGAUUUUUCAGAAGUAUGAUGAGUAAUUAGAGAGGAAUGGAAUGGGGAAAAAGGAACAAGAUAAACAAUAAAAAUGGGGCGAUAAAACUACAUGUGAGAGACUUUCCAGCAUAUAUUAAAUUUCUUCUCGAUUACAGUACUAUUUGUGCAUUGGAAACUACAAUACAUCUUUACUAUGAUAAUUGUUACCUGGAAGCCAAUACCACCUAUGAAAAGGACUUGUCGCUAGUUGGUAGGAAAGUUAAGCUGAAGGAAUUGAAGGAUAUUUCGGAUGAGAAAAAGGUGAAUAAUUGA
Messenger RNA from Schizosaccharomyces octosporus yFS286, 324 nucleotides. RefSeq lists its product as uncharacterized. NCBI's taxonomy places the organism in Eukaryota, Fungi, Ascomycota, Schizosaccharomycetes, Schizosaccharomycetales, Schizosaccharomycetaceae. The coding region runs from base 67 to 324 and encodes 85 amino acids. The transcript has a single exon. The record is from RefSeq and is a predicted model, not a curated record.